Messenger RNA from Rhineura floridana, 1509 nucleotides. It is a transcript of the gene ARL15, whose product is annotated as ADP ribosylation factor like GTPase 15. Gene Ontology annotation, molecular function: GTPase activity; GTP binding. The coding region runs from base 813 to 1391 and encodes 192 amino acids. The transcript has 5 exons. The record is from RefSeq and is a predicted model, not a curated record. Lineage: Eukaryota; Metazoa; Chordata; Lepidosauria; Squamata; Rhineuridae.
CAUCUGGAGGGCCACAGCUACCCCACUCUGGGUCUGCACCGGCCCAGCUUUAGAAUCUGCCUCCCCACGCGCAUCCUUACCUUUCCGCUCCUAUUUCAUUGCAGCCCUCUCACUCAUUCCUCUUCCCUCUGCCUCAUCCUUCAUCCUGUCCCUUCACUUCGACCCAUAGCGUGCCCCUCUCUGACCCCCUCGUUCCCUCCCCCUAGAGUUCUCCCCGCUCUCUUCCGGCUAUGCACCCUCACUCCACACAGUGGGAAGCCUGAGAAAGUAUGCGUGUGCCUUUAAGAGCGUUCUCUUGCCGUCUCACGUGCAUGAUCAGCUGACAGUGACGCUACAGGGGAAACUCUCCGUGUUCCUGAAACAUCGGGCGCUGCAGUGGGUUGCGCGGGCGCCUGGCUGGGUUGGGUGCUGUUUUGCUUCUCUGCCAUCUCCUGGGUCUGACUGCAGAAGCUGCACUGCCACCGUUGCUGGGUGAUUGCUGUAACGGAGUGAAGAGGGGAGCGUGCCGAGACAGCGCUGGUGAAGCAGCGCUGCAGAGAUACCCUCGGAGAUCCAUCCCUUGCCCAUCCAACUAGUGAGACCCCUUGACCGAGAUCUCCCUGCUCCCUUUCCCCAGGAACCUUUCUGACAGCGGCAGCAGCUCCAUAGUUCCGGGGCUCCCUGAGAUUUUUCCUUUCCUAAAAACCUCCAGUUGCUGGGACGACAGCCACCUCUUAUCAGUCUCCAGACGCUUUCACCCUGCUUGAGAUUGCUUGAUAAGAAGCAGUACUCUGUGACCUGUUAACGCCUAAUCCUAGUUGUUAUUCUGUUUCAUGGAUUAUCUGUGUUUUCGAGCACUUUGCUGCAAAGGGCCUCCACCACCACGACCAGAGUAUGACUUGGUUUGCAUAGGUCUUACUGGCUCUGGCAAGACUAGUCUACUGUCACAGCUCUGCAGUGAAAACAAAGAUAAUAUAGUGUCAACAACAGGUUUUAGCAUAAAAGCGGUGCCAUUCCAGAAUGCCAUCUUGAAUGUAAAAGAACUUGGAGGAGCUGACAGUAUCAGGAAGUACUGGAGUCGUUACUACCAAGGAUCCCAAGGAGUAAUAUUUGUAUUAGACAGUGCCUCUUCAGAAGAUGAUUUGGAAAUUGCUAGAAAUGAACUGCACUCUGCGCUUCAGCAUCCACAGUUAUGCACUUUGCCAUUUUUAAUAUUGGCCAAUCAUCAAGAUAAACCAGCAGCUCGUUCAGUACAAGAGAUCAAAAAGUAUUUGGAACUUGAACCACUUGCACGAGGAAAACGCUGGAUACUUAAGCCUUGUUCCUUGGAUGAGAUGGAAGCAGUAAAAGACAGCUUCAGCCUGCUGAUAAAUUUAUUAGAAGACAGAGAUCUUGAACCUUCAAGAAUGUGAAGAAAACUAGGAUGGUUCUCAGAUAGCAGUGUACCUGUUCGUCUCACCUUUAGCUGAAUUAUGGUUUGGAAUAAAGAAGACUGUGUUAUAGCUUGCAAUAAAUAUAUUUUUGCAUUUA